Molecule: messenger RNA, 459 nt
Organism: Gregarina niphandrodes
Lineage: Eukaryota; Apicomplexa; Conoidasida; Eugregarinorida; Gregarinidae
Product: putative LCCL domain protein CCP2
Exons: 1
Coding region: 1-459 (152 amino acids)
Source: RefSeq, a predicted model, not a curated record
AUGAGAUGGGCCACUGUGAUUAUUCUAUUGUUGGCGGACUGGUCAGCAAGUUCGGACGAGGUCUGGCACAGGUUUGAUCAUGUAGAGACUACGUCCACGACAUCUAAGCUGCCGUUAGAAGAUUUGCCUAAAUCUACACCGGUGAAUCAAGAAGCGAUGCUUACACGAGGUUCUGGUGUUUGGAGUAGUUUUGGCGACCACUUAGACGACGAAGAGGUGACGGUAACACUAGGGCUUAAUAAGCCCACCUUAAUGAAGGGUCUCCAUGUCGACUGGGUGCUGCCUCCUUCAUUUUACAAGCUAACCGGAUACGUCGAAGGAUCCAAUACGGUUAGCAGCGAGAAGGACCUGGUGCCCUGGACUGCAUACGACAAUCCUAACACCACCCAAGAUGUGUCUUUCUCCAACAACUAUUUCUUCAACCGCAUUCGACUGGACAUGAAGCAGUACAGUCCCUAG